Molecule: messenger RNA, 3021 nt
Organism: Notothenia coriiceps (black rockcod)
Lineage: Eukaryota; Metazoa; Chordata; Actinopteri; Perciformes; Nototheniidae
Product: somatostatin receptor type 5-like
Exons: 4
Coding region: 288-1469 (393 amino acids)
Biological process (GO): neuropeptide signaling pathway; cellular response to glucocorticoid stimulus; regulation of insulin secretion
Cellular component (GO): plasma membrane; neuron projection
Molecular function (GO): neuropeptide binding; somatostatin receptor activity
Source: RefSeq, a predicted model, not a curated record
AGCUUUAGGACGCACGGAAUUUCCUUGAGACUUGCGCGGAAAAUCCUGGAAGAUGAUGUUGCUUUUAGCGAUUGUGGAAAUGGAAAUCUGAGCGUGGUGACAUCAAGAAAAUGCGGCAGGAUGAACAUUCAAGUGUGAGGUUUCUCUUUCAAGCGACUGAGGAAAAUAACGAGAGAGUUGAUUUUGACCCCAGAGAAACCUGAUGAAUAUCGUGGGAGACGCGCAUCACGCCUACUGAUAUUGGUGGAGAGGUAAAGCACACAGACACCAGCACUACCUCCUUCAACAUGGAUGGCUACUACAAUUGGACGUCAAUAUCUGACAACGUCACCUUGCCUUCCUCCAAGCCCUACCCAAGCUACCCCAGCCACAAAAAUAACUCAGACUCGCCCGAACCAAUGUCCUUCAACGUGGGCACUGCAGUUGUCUACAGCAUCGUCUUUAUUGUGGGUCUUCUGGGUAAUACUCUUGUUAUCUAUGUGGUGGUUCGCUACACCAAGAUGAAGACUAUAACCAACAUGUACAUCCUCAAUCUAGCCUUGGCGGAUGAACUCUACAUCCUGGGAAUUCCUUUCCUAGGCACCAGUAGUGUGCUUUCCUACUGGCCUUACGGAGAUUUCUUCUGCAAGGUGUACAUGACUGCUGAUACCAUGUGCCAGUUCUCCUCCACCUUUUGCCUGACGGUGAUGAGCAUCGAUCGCUACAUGGCUGUGGUUCAUCCUGGUCGCAGUGCCAAUUGGCGGAAGCCCCAGGUGGCCAAGACUUUAAAUGGCAUGGUGUGGGUUGUGUCCUUUGUGGUCGUGCUGCCCGUCACGAUCUACUCACAUGUACAGGAGGAGUUCAACACCUGCAACAUUACCUGGCCUGAGCCGCACGAGUUGUGGGCCAUUGCCUUCAUCCUGUACACAUCCAUCCUUGGCUUCUUUGGUCCUCUGGUUGUCAUCUGCCUCUGCUACCUGCUCAUUGUCAUCAAGGUGAGGUCAGCGGGUGUGCGUGCAGGCCGGACCAGGUGGCGUAGAUCAGAGCGGAAGGUGACACGCAUGGUGGUGAUCAUCGUAUUGGUGUUCGUACUUUGUUGGCUGCCCUUUUUCACUACCAACAUGGUCAACCUGAUUCAUAUCAUCCCUGAGAGCAAUACCAAUGCUGCCAUCUACUUCUUCCUGGUCAUCCUCACCUAUGUUAACUCCUGCGCCAACCCAAUCCUCUACGGCUUCCUAUCUGACAACUUCAGGCAGAGUUUCAAGAAGGUGCUCUGCAACCAGAAGCCAAACACUGCUGGGAACGCAGGCCAGAUGAGAGGUAGACCGACUUCCCCCAAGGAAAACCACAAUCCUGUUUCCUCGCGAGAAAAUCACACACAGAAUGGAAACGUGCAGAGCAUUCAGCCUGUCCAAAUGCCGGUUAAUGAGGACCUUGACAAUCACCCUUUUACUACAAAAACAGAGCUGAAUGGCCAACAAUUGCUUUGAGUUUUCAAGCAAGGUGACCGUGAUCUAGUCUGCUACAAAAUGGGACGUGGGACUGUUCACUCCCAGACAAUUUUUUGAUAGGUAUUUCCUGUCUUUAUUGCUGAUACUCCCUAUCUGACAGGGACUUUUGUAGAGAAGACCAGAGUGAGCAAAUAACCCUCAUUACUGAUUUGUGUUUGUUCUCUAUGUCUUUGAACUGUAUUUAGGAUAGCUGCAGUGUACAAGGCUAUGUAAAGAUGCAACAUCUCAAAAUGAAACAAAACACGUUUCAAAAGCUUUACACUCUCAAACAGCUGUUUUUAGCUUAACUGCAUAGAAAAAAAUACAGGAGGCAUUUUUCUCCAAUUUAUUUUUCACAUUUGAUCAUAUUAUAGUAAGAAGCCUUGUUAAAUGUACUGCUGGUGCUUUUUGCUAUUGAUGCAAUCACUGUACUGUAUACCUGUUAUCUUGAUGAAAACUGUAUAAUGUACAUUAGCCAGCACUUGAAACACCAGUGUGUGCAGGUGGACAGUUGGGCAGGUAGACGGGCAGGUAGGCCGUCCAAUCACUUCUUGCAGGCCAAAUGAAUUGAUUGGACAGGCUUUUUCCAGGCCUGCAAAAACUUCAGUUAACGUUUGUAGUUUUUUUUUUAAAUUUAUUUAUUGAUAAUUGUUGGAAAGUAGAGAAUUUCAACAAAAACAACUAUUUGCAUAUACCCUAGCUUUAACAUUCAGGGAAGAAUCUUGGAAAUAUUUGUUUCGUAAACACAUUUUGUUUCUUGUAAAACGCAACUAUUCCAGCAGAAAGUGGUUGAUUGAUCCUUUCAUCUAACAGUCAACAAUAAAUGAUACAGCUGUACUUCCCCAAAUAUUAAUCUGCUUUUUUAAAAGGAGAAUCUCUGAUAUUUGGUGCUGCGAUACAUUAUGCUGAAUUUAUCAUGUGAGCCAUUAUAGUACAGAUCAUUUCACCUUGUUUUUUUGUUUUUUUUACCGGGAGUUACGGUAAUAUUAAAAUUCCGCAGUUGUUCUCUUUCUUACAGUAAACUUGUGCUGCUUUAAGUAGAUUGAGCACUGCUCUUUUGGUUAGUUGUAAAGCUUGUUAAAACAUUUGUCGUAACCAUUACAAUUAUAUUUUUCCUGGCUUGUUAGAUAGGGCUUUUUUGUGACAUUUUAACAUCAAUGUAACUAAUCUAUGAACAUUCCUUGAAGUAGCUCAGCAAAGUAUUGUACAUAUACGUCUAUCUCUUCUAUCUUAUAUUUCUAAAACAGAAUCUGCUGGAGCAGAUGUCAUGGAGAAGUAAAGUGAGCAUUUAGCUCCUGGACUUUGAGCUUUCAUAUUGUAUGCCAACCUUAUUGGGAAAUUGCUGUGGCAAAUGUUAACGUAAGCCAAGCAAAACCAUGCUAACAAUGUUUGUGGUGUGUUUGAGUUCAGCAAGAAGGACCUGUGGAAAAAUGGAUACCUUGAAGGAUACAUUGUUUGUGUCUGAAAAACACUGAAUUAAAACCAAAAUAAGAUUAUAGGCCACUUUAGUUGUGGAGUUUUGAGUUCUACAUCCUUAAACAAAUAAAAGAUC